UUUUUUUUCAAUUAUUAUUAAUCUUUUACCUUUAUCUUCUUGUCUUCCCUAACAUCUCAUCUUUGACGGUAGGUAGAUCUGAAACGAAGAAUCCCUUUAUCAUCAUCUGUUUGACGUCCUCCGCCGGUUCGUAUUCAAUUCAAAACGAAAAGGCAGAAGGAGGCUGGGUUGUGAGUGUCUAUAUGGAAGCCAACAGUGAGUUGAGAGAUGCAAUCAGCUGGCUUCCUGACGAGGUCCUGGGAAAGAUCUUGUCCUUACUUCCAACCAAACUUGCUGCUUCAACAUCUGUUCUUGCUAAAAAGUGGAGGAAUGUGUUUAGAUUAGUGCACACUCUUGAUUUCGAUGAUUCUGAUUUGGUGAAACCUGAAGAGGGUAAAGAAGAGUGGCCCGUGAUCCGGGAGAGCUUCAGGAAUUUUGUGGACAGAACACUGGCUUUGCAAUGCGGUUCUCCUAUCAAUAACUUCUCUCUCAAGUUUCGCAUUCACGACGUGGACGUGAAGAGGGAAAUGGCUCAUGCGUCCGGCUGGAUAUGUAAUGCACUAGAGCGUGGUGUUUUGGAGAUGAGCCUGAGUUUCAAAAGGAAGUAUAAACACCUUUUUCUACCCUCUGAGCUCUUAACGAGCAAGACGCUGGUUAAGCUGUCACUGGGAACACAAAUUUAUCUUGGGGAGUUUCCUCCAAAUGUGUCUCUUCCAGCGCUCAAGAGUCUCUUCAUCGACACUAUUGUUUUUGGACGUGACGAUCUGUGUGGUGUGCUUCUUCGUGGAUGUCCAUUGCUGGAGGAGUUAUAUGUACGUCACCGCGAGUGUGAAGGAGCCCCAUUCUACAUAUCUAAUCCGACCAUUAAGAAGCUAUCAGUUUACUAUGAGUUUCAGUUUGCAAGGUGGGAUGGUAUGACACUUGACGCCCCAAGUCUUGUGUCCCUUAACUACCGCGAUUUUGCGUUAGAGGAGUACACAUAUGUGAACUUGGCUUCCCUUGUGGAAGCUAGGCUAGAUAUUCGUUACUCUAAAACGAUCAAAGAUCCGGAUCUGUCGGGUCUCAUUAUAGGGAUAAGCAACGUCGAGAUCCUGCAUCUUUCUCCCGCUUCUGCUGAUGUGAUUUCUCGAUGUGUUGAAGAUGGACGACUAGUUUUACCGGUGUUCAAGAAUCUAGUUAACUUAUCUUUUGGGAGUUACAACGAACAAAAUUGGAAACUGCUGCCAUAUCUGCUUAAGCAGUCUCCAAAGGUUGAAACACUGAUCAUCCAGGGUCUGGAAGAUGGUGGUUACACAGGCAAUGUUACUAUUGGUCAGUUCCAAGUCAAGGAGCUGCAUGUUGUUGGUUAUAAAGGAACUGCUAAAGAGCUUCUACACUUGAAGAGUUUGCUUGCGGGAACUGAAUGCAUCCCACGAGUGCGAGUGGUGUUCCCUGAAGAUGUUGUGGUCGAUGCUGCCACAAUUUUUCAAACCCGUAGGGAUCUUUUUACCCUUGUUGGAGUUGUUUCUACCGAAAUCGUAUAUUUCGACUAGACCAUUGCUACUACCCUUUUUCUUCUUUUUUUAUGUGUAACAUUUAAACUUAUUAUUAUUUGCUACUCUUUGUCUUUUAUGUUUUUUACGGUUUUAUUUGAUGUUUUAAUUUUAUAAACACAUAAAACAAUAAAAAUAUUUUUUUAUAUUAA
Molecule: messenger RNA, 1663 nt
Organism: Raphanus sativus (radish)
Lineage: Eukaryota; Viridiplantae; Streptophyta; Magnoliopsida; Brassicales; Brassicaceae
Product: F-box/LRR-repeat protein At3g60040
Exons: 4
Coding region: 183-1511 (442 amino acids)
Molecular function (GO): protein binding
Source: RefSeq, a predicted model, not a curated record